This is a messenger RNA of Salvia hispanica, 984 nucleotides long. RefSeq names its product DNA-directed RNA polymerase V subunit 5A-like. Gene Ontology annotation, molecular function: DNA binding. The record is from RefSeq and is a predicted model, not a curated record. Lineage: Eukaryota; Viridiplantae; Streptophyta; Magnoliopsida; Lamiales; Lamiaceae. Gene Ontology annotation, biological process: tRNA transcription by RNA polymerase III; transcription by RNA polymerase II; transcription elongation by RNA polymerase I.
AAAUCUAGGGAAGAAUUGAAGAUGACUGAAGCCGAAGCCAUGAACGUCGACGGAGACGGUGACGGCGCUGAUGAGACCUUCCGUAGCUGCCUGAGCAGCUUGCUGGACACCGGCUCCGUUGAGAGCCACAGGUACUAUCUCGCUCGGAAAACGCUACUCGAAAUGCUUAGGGAUCGUGGAUUCGCUGUCCCCAAUUGUGAGAUUGAGCUUCCGCUUGAUGAAUUCCGCACUAAGCAUGGCGAUAAUCUCGAUGUCGAUGGAUUCAGGAUUUCUUCUCUUCACAAGGAUGAUCCUUCUAUCAAGGUCCUAGUACUAUUCUGUGAACCAGGCAUUAUUAAAGUCAAUACCGUGCGUGGCAUUACAACAAAGAUAGUUCAUGAAGGUCUGGAUAGGCUUAUAUUAGUAGUGCAGGGUAAAAUGACUAGCCAGGCCUUAAAAGCUGUCGGACUCUUCACUUUAAAAGUCGAAAUUUUCCAGAUCACCGACUUGCUUGUCAAUGUAACAAAGCACGAACUGAAGCCAAAACAUCAAGUGCUCACAGAUGCAGAGAAGGAAAAACUACUGAAGCAGUACAGCAUUGAAGAUAAGCAGCUGCCACGGAUGCUGCAGAAAGAUGCAAUAGCUCGUUAUUACGGGCUCGAGAGAGGGCAGGUUGUUAAGGUCACGUACAGUGGUGAACUGACGCAGCUACACGUAACAUACCGUUGUGUUUGGUGAAGUUGCUUUCAAUGCGUGUUUUAGUAUUAUAGGGCCUCUUUUGCUGCCAUGUAUUUUAGGACUUAACUAGAUACUUAUGGCCCUCUGACUGCUUACAACUUUGGAACUUUCUACCAUGACUGUAUCUUUUUUUUUUCUGCGUGUUUUAGUAUUAGUAAGAUGUUUUCACUUUGCUAGGAGGUGUUUGUGUAUGUUUCUCAGAAAAAAACUAAACAAAAAAUGAUUCUAGAUUGCAAUAUUAGAUGAUGUGAUGACGAGCUUUCAAUA